Molecule: messenger RNA, 3841 nt
Organism: Microbotryum saponariae
Lineage: Eukaryota; Fungi; Basidiomycota; Microbotryomycetes; Microbotryales; Microbotryaceae
Source: the annotation of a GenBank genome assembly
AUGCUACGAGUACCCAACAUGUCAGUCUCGCCGCGCCCCGCCGCACUGCGCGCCGCACUUCGAGAUGUCACACGGCUCGACCCCCGACUGACUGACUGACUGACUGACUGACUGACCGCGACCGUACCUUGUCGCCACAGGAACAAGGAUGAGAUGAGGGGCCUGACCCAGUACAUCGCCGACCUCAGGGCAUGUCGCGUCCGGGAACUCGAGGAGAAGCGCAUCAACAAGGAGAUGGCCCAUAUCCGUCAAAAGUUCAAGGGUGCGUCCACGGACGACGGCGACGGCGACGUGGGGGCCCUUGGCUCGGCGUUGGCGUGGUGCCCUCCGUGCGUGGCCGCCACUGACGAGCGAUCGCUUCCUUCUCAGAGGGCAACCUGGAUGGAAGGCAAAAGAAAAAGUGUGUCUCCCAUCCACACCCGACGAGCUGCCCAACCCUGCCUCACACGACUGACCCCGUCACCUCUCCGUCGCCGCCAUCGCACAGGUACAUCAGCAAGAUCAUCUUCACCUCCAUCCUCGGUUACCCCGUCGAUGUCGGCCACAUGGAAGCCGUAAACCUCAUCUCGUCGACCAAGUACUCGGAAAAGCAGAUCGUCAGUCGACCGGUCUGCCUUCUGCCCGUGCCCGACCUGUGCCAGCCCCCAUCUCACCGUACCAGCGAUCGCCGCUUUCACAGGGGUACCUCGCUCUGACCUUGCUCAUGCACGAAAACUCGGACCUCGUACGGCUGAUCGUGAACUCGAUCCGUAAAGACCUCGAUGGCUUGGACGAGACCGUCAACUGUCUCGCACUUCACGCCAUCGCCAACAUUGGCGGCGCAGAAAUGGCCGAGGCUUUGGCGAGCGACGUACACCGUCUCUUGAUCUCGCCGUGCGUUGUGGGCUUGGCACCCUCGAUCAGGUUCAGACCAGGUCGCUGAUCUUUUCCUUCUCCCCACAGAACAUCUCGAAGCUUUGUCAAGAAAAAGGCAGCGCUGACCUUGCUGCGACUGUACCGCAAGCACCCCGGAGUGAUCCCUUCCGCCGAAUGGGCCUCCCGCAUCGUUUCCAUCAUGGACGAUCAAGACCUGGUACGUGCCACGGGAGCCCGACGACGAUCCAGCGCACCGAAACUAAUUCUCUCGAGACUCUUGAUGUCCAGGGCGUUGCACUCGCCGUGGCUUCGCUCGUCCUGACCCUGGCCCAAGAUAACCUCAGUGCCUACACAGUCGCAUACCAAAAAGCCGUUGAACGGCUAGCCAAGGUGAGCACGGCGUCUCGUCACCGUACACAAGCCCGCAAGUUGACCCGUCUCACUUAGAUCGUUCUGGAGAACGAGUACCCCUCCGACUAUCUCUACUACAAGGUGCCCAUCCCGUGGCUUCAAGUCAAGCUCCUCCGACUGCUCCAGUACUACCCCCCAUCCGAAGACGCCAAUCUCCGGCUGACUUUGCACAAGGUCCUCGAGCGCAUUCUCAAGAACUCCCAAGACACGCCCAAGAACCCCCAACACAACAACGCGCUCAAUGCUGUUCUCUUCGAGGCCAUCAACCUUGCCAUUCAUCUCGACACGGAGUCCUCGAUCGUUCACUCGGCCGCACUCUUGCUGGGCCGAUUCAUCUCGGCCAAGGAGACGAAUGUGAGGUACUUGGGACUGGACACGAUGACCCAUUUGGCUGCACGUUCCGAUUCCUUGGACGCGAUCAAGGUCCACCAAAACGUCAUCAUUCAAUCGCUUCGAGACAAGGACAUCUCGGUCCGUCGUCGAGGUCUCGACCUCCUCUACUCGAUGUGCGACACCUCCAAUUCGAAAGUCAUCGUCAGCGAGCUGUUGAAAUACCUCCCCAUUGCGGACUACACCUUGAGGGAAGAGAUGGUGCUCAAGAUCGCCAUCUUGACCGAAAAGUUCGCUGUCGAGUACGAGUGGUACGUCGAUACGAUCCUCAAGUUGAUGAGCACCGCCGGCGAUCAUGUCGGCGACGAGGUUUGGUACCGGAUCGUGCAAAUCGUCACCAACACCGAGGAGCUUCAAGAGGUCAGUCUUCACGGGUCGACUUGGUCUGUUGGCACAAGAUGAGACUGAUGAAGGCCUCCGCGUCUAAAAGUAUGCCGCACAAAAAGUGUUCGAUCACCUGAGCCUCCCCAACUGCCACGAGAACAUCCUCAAGGUCGGCGCAUACAUCCUUGGAGAAUAUGGGCAUCUCAUCGCGGAUGAAGAGGUAGGAUCUCGGACUGUGUCUACGUCCGUCAGCGAGCACAACUGAUGCGGAAGCUCUUGGCCGGUUUGGACAGGGUCGAUCCCCGAUCGAGCAAUUCCAACUCGUCAACUCGCGCGCCAACCUCGCCUCGGCAUCGACCAAAGCUCUCCUCUUGACGGCCUACUUCAAGUGGCUCAACUUGUUCCCCGAGAUCUACGAGCAGAUCGUUAACCUGUUUGAACGGUAUUCGCGUGUCCUCGACGCCGAGUUGCAACAGCGCGCUUGCGAAUAUCUCGUCAUUGCGAAACAGCCGGAUGAUGAGUUGUUGCAGGUCGUGGCUGAUGAGAUGCCGCCUUAUCCUGAGCGGGAAAGUGCGGUGAGUGGACGCGAUCUGGCUGGAUGGCCCAUCAGACGCUGACAUCGCCAUACUAUCCACUUUGCAGCUGCUGAGUCGAUUACUGAAGAAGCACGGCGAUACCGGCGACAAGCGCACAUGGCACAUCGGUGGCAAGGACAUCAACCGAGGCCAGGAUGCCGAGCGAUACAAGGGCUUUGGGCGACGGAAGAUGAAUCCCACCGCGGACGCGACGGGCGCAGCCCCUAUCGAUGCGACUACAGCUGGGAGGUCGAAGGCCAUUCCUGAAGUCGACACAACCGAUGUCAUGUCCUCACUUGCUGGGCUGGACCUCUCGUCACCGACACUGGAGAGGGGCGAAAGUUCAUUGGCCCCUUCCCCUCUCGCACCUGCACCUUCACCUGCCGCCGGCGAAGCUUCACUCCCCUUGCUCGGUGCCGCUACGAGUAGUACAGCCACGACACCGACAACAUCUCGCAAGACGUCCCUGCCGCUCACGCACGGCUCCGAGAAAUGGCUCGCUCGAUUGCUCUACAACCCCGAUGGCGUCUUGUACGAGGAUACGCAGCUGCAGAUUGGCGUCAAGACCGAAUACCAUGGUCAUCAAGGUCGCAUCGCCAUCUUCUUCGGCAACAAGCUUUCGGUCGCGCUCGAGUCCCUGACGGCCACCUUUGACGUCGAGGACGAAGAUGCCCUCGAGAUCAAGCUCCCUUCGAUCGUACCAUCCCAUCUCUCCGCCUCAGCCCAAGUCCAACAACUCGUCCUAGUCGAAGGUAAAAGCACCUUCUCCACACCUCCCCUCUUGCGCAUCUCCUACCUAGCAGGCUCGCACCAAGAACUCGUCCUGCGUCUACCCGCGUUCCUCACCAAAUUCAUCGAACCCGUCCAACUUUCCUCGGACGCCUUCUUCGAACGGUGGAAGCAGAUCGGUGGCGCACCGAGGGAACAACAAAAAAUCUUCCCGAUCGUAAUUCUCGAAGGGGGCCGAGUGGACGUGGCUAAGCAGCGAAAGGUCGUGGGUGGGAUUCGGAUGGGCCUCUUGGAUGGCGUCGAUCCGAACCCGAAUAACCUGGUUGCGGCGGGGGUGUUGCAUAUGUCGUCGGUGGGUAAGGUCGGGUGCUUGUUGAGGGUCGAACCUAAUCCGGAACGAAAAGUGAGUCGCGAAGGAACACACGAUCGAAUGACCUAUCUGAGCUAAUCCAGCGUGGUGUUCACUGCAGUUGUGUCGCUUGACCGUCAGGAGCACGAAUGAGCAAGUCUCGACCGAGAUGCUUCGGUUGCUCGUCGGUGCUCUCGCCACCAAAUAG